Cololabis saira (Pacific saury) is the source of this 2787-nucleotide messenger RNA. Its product is annotated as bone morphogenetic protein 10-like. Gene Ontology annotation, molecular function: cytokine activity; growth factor activity. NCBI's taxonomy places the organism in Eukaryota, Metazoa, Chordata, Actinopteri, Beloniformes, Belonidae. Gene Ontology annotation, cellular component: extracellular region. Bases 111 to 1598 code for a protein of 495 amino acids. Gene Ontology annotation, biological process: SMAD protein signal transduction; BMP signaling pathway. The transcript is spliced from 2 exons. The record is from RefSeq and is a predicted model, not a curated record.
AACAUGUCAGCACAUUGGACAGCACAGCCCUGCCCUCAGAACCAAACCUCAAGAUCAACAAGGGCAAAGCUGUUUUCACUUGGGUCCCAAGAGCAACCUGUUGUCAUUUAAUGAAGGGGAGUCUGCAGGUAUCUUUUUCCCUACCCAAGAAAUCCACAUCUUCUAAGUCUUUGGAUUUUAAAUCUUUCCUCAGCUCAACAAUGACUGCUUCAGUUUUCUCUAAUCGUGGGUCUGUCAACACGCUGAGUGUCGUGCUCCUGGUCUUAGCUGGUCUGAGCGGGAGCAGUCCAAUCAAGCCUGCUGAGAACCACCGCAGGACAUCGAUUGGUGCGAAUGCAGGUGCCAAUUCGUUCCUCAAUGCGCAGAAUUUUCUGAGCCAGUUUUUGUCCACCCUGAAUCUCACAAGAUUGAGACCCCAUACCAGGCCCGAGGCAGCCCAUAAGGAGCCCCUGCCAGAGUACAUGCUGGAACUCUACAAUCGAUUUGCCAAUGACCGCACUGCUGCGCCAUCUGCCAACAUCGUGCGCAGUUUCAAGAAUGAAGAUUCUUCCAGCUACAGCGUAAGAGCCAGAGGUGUGCGAAUACAUCCCCUGUCGUUCAAUAUCUCCAUGCCACAUCAUGAGCACAUAACUAUAGCUGAGCUUCGCCUUUUCACUCUUGUGUGGAGAGCCCAAAGACCAUAUGCUGGCUUUGACUGCAAGGUGACAAUCUACGAGAUACACGAGGGUGUUGUUUGGACAAAAGAGGUGGGGAAAGAAGGGAGAGGGAGGGAUAAAGAGGAGGUGGUGCAAAUGAAAGAUUUGGAAGAACUGGUGACAAAGCAUAUCCAUGCCCAAGAUAAUGGCUGGGUGUCAUUUGACCUCACUCAUGUGGUUACACUUUGGAGGAAGUCAGGGAGUGCAACCCACAGACUGGAGGUUCAUGUCGCAAAUCUGGAGUCAGAUGAGGAAGUGGCCACACAGAAAGCCACAGAGGAAGGCGAAGGUUUGGUUGAGAUUGACAUUGACAGGAACUUGGAGGGCAGUCACAAUCCAGUGGUGAUCAUAUUCUCAGACAAUAUAAGUAGAGACCGCAAACAGGACAAACAAGAGCUCAAUCAGAUGAUCAAACAUGAGAAUGGCCUUCCUGAAUAUGUGAGAAAGAGUCAACAGUCUCAGUGGGAGCAUGCAAGUGACAACACAGACCACACUGACCAGGACAAGCUGGACGAACAGUCUGUCAUGCAGCUGCAGUCCAACCUUAUCUAUGACACACCUCCUCGAAUCCGUCGCAAUGUUAAGAGCGAGUCAUGCAGGAGGACGCCUCUCUUUGUGGAUUUUAAAGACAUUGGCUGGGAUUCAUGGAUCAUUCAGCCUCUGGGCUACGAAGCAUACAAGUGCAACGGUGUGUGCAACCCACCCAUGACGUCUGAGGUCUCGCCUACCAAACAUGCCAUAGUGCAGACACUGCUGAGUCUCAAGAGUCCCAAGAAGGUGUCACGUGCCUGCUGUGUACCUACUAAACUGGAGCCAAUAUCCCUCCUCUAUCACGAUAAUGGUGUAAUCACAUUCAACCACAAGUACGAAGGAAUGGUGGUGGCAGAGUGUGGCUGUAGAUAGUAUUACUGCAAUAUAAAGACGAUCAAUCAAUCUAUCUAUCUAUCUAUCUAUCUAUCUAUCUAUCUAUCUAUCUAUCUAUCUAUCUAUCUAUCUAUCUAUCUAUCUAUCUAUCUAUCUAUCUAUCUAUCUAUCUAUCUAUCUAUCUAUCUAUCUAUCUAUCUAUCUAUCUAUCUAUCUAUCUAUCUAUCUAUCUAUCUGCUUUUUCCACAGUAUGUGACAUCUAUCGGGGUGGAGUUACUUGUAAACUAGAGAUGAACAUGUGAUGUAAAUUUGCAGUUGUAUAAAUGCAAAUCAGUAAAUAUUGUGUAAUGUAGAAACCUUUGGAAUCAAUGAGUCAUGAUUUAAUAUAUUUAAUUUGACGUGUUUAUACUUUAUAGUGCUUUGAAACAAGUUCCACAUUUUAUUCUAUAAUAGGCCAUGUUCUUAUUGAUCAAGAUCAGAAAUUAAUUGAAGACAAGAAAUAUAGUUUGAAAAGGACAUAUCUGGACACAUUUGGGAACAAAUUUCUGCCUUUUCAGAUAAAGUAUGAGUGGGGGAUAAAAAGGCUAUAUAUAAAAGCUCUAAUAUGAACAACUUCUAAGAUAAAAAAGAUAUGGAUAUUUAAGUAAGAUAAGUAAAAAUAAAUAAAUGAAAGAGUGAGUGCAGGAUUUCACUGUCCAGAACACAGUGAUAUUUAAGGCAGAGGUGGAACAGAAUAUAAAAAACAUCAAUAAACUGGUUAAUUCCAGUUGAAUAAUUGGUUCAAGAAAAAUUCACAUUUUAGAGCAGAUUUUUAAAACUAUGUGGACCACUGAACUGAAAGCACACUUGUUUUUCUUUUUAUAUAUACAUGUAUCAACCCCCUAAUUUAUUAUUAAAUAAUUGAUUGUUUAAAUGCUUUAGAAAGGUGUGUACAUGCUGCAAAUUUGUACAUUUUGUCUGUGUAUCUUGGAGCCACUGAGAUAAUUUAAAGACUGUGAUAUUUUGUCUCAUGUCAUGCCAGACUGAGAGAAAUGCAUUUUUGAUGACUUUUGAUGAGGAGGGGAUUUUCACGGUUUCUUGGAGGUCCCUGUGGCUUCUUGUCUAAUUGUUUAAUGUUUCUUUCCUAACAUAGACUCCAGUUGCUGUGAAAUAAUUCUUUAUACAAAGCAUUUAUAUUCUGCUUUUGUUUCACACACCAAAGUGACUGUUACUAUGGUUUUACCAAUAA